AUGCUGAAACGAAGAAGGAAUUGCAGCAGUAGCACUUGUCUACCAUGUUGCAUGAUAGCCUUUUGGCUCGUGUUUCUUGUGCUUUUCCAUUCAAACCACGUGGUACAUUCGGAGAUCAAGUCUUCUCCAAGAGCGGCCCAACAACAUCAUCGUUUUUCUCAUGCUUUGGAUGGUAUAAAUCUAUUGGGUAGCAGCUCCAAGAAUUUUGUGGAUUCAUUCAUGACUCUUGCUCAACGUCAUGAUGAUUUCAAUGAGAGAAUGGUCCUCGUCGAUGUUUAUAUCAAACAGCAGGUCAUCUUGACUUCAUACCAUCUCAAUGAAUUUAAAAAAGAAUUUAAUCACGUGUUGAACGAUGCUUCAGGAGGACGAGAAGAACACCAUGUACCACCAACAUGGAAUGUCGUUGCAGGUUCAGACAAUAGAAUUUUUAGAAGUUGGAUCUCAUGGAAACAAUUGUCAGAAAUUUCCAAAAAGAGAAAUUUACAAUACAUGGAACGCAUGGAAGAAUUGAAUGCAUGGCUUGGUGAAGAAUUUCUUACUCUUCUCUUUGAAUCUCAUGAACAAGUGGAAUUGGUGUCUCGAGAAUUUCAACAAACUUUAUUAACGUUGGGAAGUAAUGAUGUCGUGCAAACCAAUACUCUUACCAAUGAUCCAAGAUAUUUAUGGAAUCAAGGAGUGACUGGAAAGGAUCAAAUUGUUCAUUUGAUUGAUUCUGGUUUGGAUGUGAAUCAUUGUUACUUUUCUAAAAAGGGUGGUGUUGAAGAUUAUUUUACAGUUCCAAAUGUGAAUAAUCGAAAAGUAGUGUUUUAUGAGAGAGCAAAAAUCAGUGGAGAUCGAGAAGAUAAAAACGGUCAUGGAAGUCACACAGCAGGAAUUAUUGCUGGAAAUCCUGAAGUUGGUGCCACUUCCAGUGAUUCACCCAUUCUCCAAGACAUUGGAAUCGCAAAAGAUGCUAAAAUUUACAUGACCGAUGCAGCCGUGAGUGCCUUAUUCUAUGUGGACAAUAUCACUCUCUAUUUGAACAAUGCAUUCAAAGUUGGCUCUCGAAUUUCCAGUAAUAGUUGGGGAAAUGUCAAUAAUUUCGAUUGUAUCUUUGAUUGUAUAUGUUUCGAGUCGAACAGUAAUCGAACGAAACCAGUCACUAACGAAUAUUGUUUGAAACAAUUUGGAAAAUUGUGUUGUCAAAUAGGAAAUGAUUAUGAUAUUAACUCGGAACGAGUGGAUGAAUUCUUGAACAAGAAUGAUGAAAUGAUUGUAAUUUUUGCAGCUGGUAAUAAUGGUAAUUAUGGAAAAGAGGGAUCUAUAUUAUCUCCAGCAGCUGCCAAAAACACGUUAGCCGUUGGAGCAUGUUAUUCAUCAUUACGAGAAUAUUCGAGAUAUACGCCUAAUGUGAAUAUUUCCAUUUAUAAUCAUGAAAAUUUGGGAUACUUUUCAGCAAGAGGUCCAACCUUUGAUAAUAGAAUUAAACCAGAAGUGGUUGCUCCAGGUGUUGCUAUUUGGAGUGCACGAACUCGAAAUCCUUUUUGUGAUACCACUGCAUUGAUUCAGAAAACUGGAACUUCAAUGGCUGCUCCAUCGGUUGCUGGUUCAGCAGCACUCAUUCGAGAUUAUCUCCUCCAAAACAAUAAGAAACGUCUCCUUCAAUAUGAAUUAAUCAAUAAGGCACCUUCUCAAACUCUGAGUGGAACAUUGGUCAAGGCAAUUUUAAUUCAUUCCGCUUCAGUCAUGAAUGGAAGUGUGAAAUUAGAUGGAGAUUUCUCCAAUGAUGAGCAUUAUGUGGCACUCUCUCAACAAGUGUAUCCCAACAAGUAUGUGGGGUAUGGAAGAGUGAAUUUGGGAAAUUUAUUGAAUUUUGAUGAGGUCGGACGAAAUUCACUCUUUUUAGUGAAUCGAUUUGAAUUGGAUACUUCUCAGAAAUUGUCACUAAAAUUUAGAGUCAAAUCAUUACCAACAGCAGCACCACUAUCCAACGCAGGUCUCAUUAAGGCAACUCUGACAUGGUAUGAUUUGAAAGGAACUCUUACUUCACCCACUCAAUCCUCAAUCAAACAAUUAAUUAAUGAUUUAAAUUUGUCAAUGGAGUUAAGAGAACAUGAUCAAGCCAAUAUAACAGUGAAAUGUGUUGGAAAUGGCAAAUGUGUGACUUCUCUUUCCAGUGAUACCUUUUUGAAUGAUGAUUUAGUGUUUGAUUCGGUCAAUAAUGUGGAAAGAAUUGAAAUGGUACCAAACACAAAUGACCUUGAUUUGAAAUUGAAUUCCAUUCUGACCAUUGUCAUUGAAGCUUCUCCAAAGAAUGUUGGAGCUCAAAACCUGAGUUUCAUUCUAAGUACAAGUCACGCAGAAACAGAAUUAGAAUUUAUUGGGUUUAGUGUUUCAGAUGCUUCCCUUCCACUCUCAUCUUACAUGUUACUCAUUCUCCUCCUCAGCACAUGGUUAAUGAUUUAA
Molecule: messenger RNA, 2445 nt
Organism: Naegleria lovaniensis
Lineage: Eukaryota; Heterolobosea; Eutetramitea; Acrasida; Naegleriidae
Exons: 6
Coding region: 1-2445 (814 amino acids)
Biological process (GO): proteolysis
Molecular function (GO): serine-type endopeptidase activity
Source: RefSeq, a predicted model, not a curated record